AUGCAUUCGCGUCGACCCGAGACCUUGAAGAUUGACAUCUCAAAGUAUAGGGGGGUCGAAGAAGACUCCCUCUUGAGAUGGUUCGUCGAAUUGGAUGACGCCAUAAGGGCGAGUCGCAUCGACGACGGGGAUAUGCAAGUUGCAUUUGCCCAGUCAAAUCUGGCAGGACGUGCCAAGACUUGGGCACUGGGGCUCAAGUUGCACGACCCAUAUGCGUUUGAGUCGUUAGAAGUCUUCAAGUCGCGGCUCAGACAAAUGUUUGAACCGCCUAGAGCUGAGUUCAGAGCUCGAACUGAACUCUUGAAGCUCAAACAAGGUAUGCGUGAUGUGCACGCUUACGCGCAACAUAUACGACAUCUCACGAGUUGUAUAAGUUCCAAUCCGGUGGAUGAACACACAGUGGUUUCGGUGUUCAUGCAGGGUCUUGCGGAUGGUCCCGUCAAGACUCACCUGUUCCGGCUUGAACUAGAUUCACUAGAACAAACCAUUUCCAUUGCGGAACAGGAAGACUUCAGUCUGAGACAGGCUCGUGCCAGCUCGACAUCAUAUCGUCAACCGAGACGAUAUGACAACGGAGGUCCAGAGCCGAUGGAACUCUGUUAUGUAGAGAGCGAGAAGACUCGCUCUACAGACUACAAGAAGUUGCAGAAAUGCAACCGAUGUCAAAAGACAGGACACUACGCUUACGAGUGUAGUGCCCCUCGUCCGGUGUCUCCCAACAAUGGGCGUAGUGACCGUCCACCCAUGGGAAAGGGGCAGGGACGAGGGUCCGCUGUUGGUGCAAAGACGCAACAACGGGAUGGACCGUCAAAAAACGGACAGGAUCAGUAG
Molecule: messenger RNA, 831 nt
Organism: Peronospora matthiolae
Lineage: Eukaryota; Oomycota; Peronosporomycetes; Peronosporales; Peronosporaceae
Source: the annotation of a GenBank genome assembly